UUUUUUUUUCCUCAUGCGCUUCGCUGAGUUCUGUCUUCUGUGGAUUGAUUUUGUCGGGAAAAAAACCGGAGUGCACGCGUUUUGCCUUUCUUCUGCGAAGAAAAUUGAAACAAUUUCCAGGCAUUUGUUCAAUUUCGUUUGUAAUUUCAACUGAAGUAUACGUUUUGUGCUGCAAACAUGGUCGCCAAGACAGCAGUGAAAGCAAUGAAGCCGCAGGGACAGGCAUACAAGGACAAAAGCAAACCGGCUGACAUCCGCCAGAGCAACAUCAAUGCAGCCAAAGCCAUCUCCGAUGCUAUCCGUACAAGUUUGGGCCCGCGUGGUAUGGAUAAAAUGAUCCAAUCCGGUAACGGUGAGGUCACCAUCACCAACGACGGCGCCACCAUCUUGAAGCAGAUGAACGUUGUCCAUCCGGCAGCCAAGAUGUUGGUGGAGCUAUCCCGUGCUCAGGAUGUUGAAGCUGGAGACGGUACCACUUCGGUGGUGGUCGUAGCAGGUGCUCUGCUGGAGGCGGCUGAAAAGCUGCUUCAGAUGGGUAUCCAUCCGACGGCAAUUUCUGACGCAUUUCAACGUUGUUCCGCUAAAGCUGUUGAAAUAUUGACUGAAAUGUCACGGCCAAUUGAGCUGAGCGAUCGUGAAUCGCUCAUCAAGAGUGCUUCUACAUCUCUUAACUCUAAGGUCGUAUCACAGCACAGUAGCCAACUCGCACCGCUUGCUGUCGAGGCUGUGCUCAAGGUUACCGAACCGGGACACGAAAGUGGUGUUGAUCUUAAGAAUAUAAAAAUUAUACGCAGCUUGGGUGGAACCAUUGACGACACUGAAAUGGUUGAUGGAUUGGUGUUCACUCAACGUUCAAGUGGUGUCAAUGGGCCGAAACGAGUCGAGAAGGCGAAAAUUGGAUUGAUUCAAUUCUGCAUUUCCGCCCCAAAGACGGAUAUGGAUCACAGUGUUAUAGUUUCGGAUUAUGCAGCGAUGGAUCGUGUACUGAAGGAAGAGCGUGCUUACAUUCUGAACAUCGUCAAGCAAAUCAAGAAGUCUGGCUGUAAUGUACUGCUGGUUCAGAAGUCCAUUCUUCGUGACGCUGUUUCAGAUCUGGCUAUGCAUUUCCUUGACAAAAUCAGAGUCAUGGUUGUUAAGGAUAUCGAGCGAGAGGACAUCGAGUACGUUUGCAAGACCUUGAAUUGCCGCCCGAUUGCAUCACUUGAUCACUUUCUGCCAGAGCACCUGGUCAGUGCUGACAUGGUUGAGGAAGUUUCUAGUGGAUCGAGUAAAUUUGUCAAAGUCACCGGUAUCCAGAACAUGGGAAGAACCGUAUCGAUUGUAGUGCGAGGUUCAAAUAAACUGAUUCUGGAAGAAGCCGAUCGUUCAUUACACGAUGCUCUGUGUGUUGUUCGUUGUCUUGUGAAGAAGCGUGCAUUGAUUGCUGGUGGAGGAGCUCCAGAAAUAGAAAUGGCGCUUCAGCUGGCAGCCCAUGCACAAACACUGGAAGGAGUUGACGCUUACUGUUUCCGUGGAUUUGCUAAUGCUCUGGAGGUGAUUCCUUCCACGCUCGCUGAGAAUGCUGGUCUAAACCCAAUCGGAACCGUCACAGAACUACGCAACCGCCAUGCUCAGGGUGAGAAGAACGCCGGAAUAAAUGUGCGAAAAGGAGCUAUCACAGAUAUUUUGGCGGAAAAUGUGGUGCAGCCCCUGCUGGUAUCCAUUUCGUCUAUCACGCUUGCUUCGGAAACAGUACGAUCAAUUCUGAAGAUCGAUGAUAUCGUUAAUACUAUGCAGUGAACUGUUUUCAUCUAAUUUUUUUUCAUCUAAUUUUAAAUUCAUCUUCAUAUUUUGCGUUUUGCACCGAGUGUAUUGGUGCAAUGUUCAAUGUGCAAACAAUUUGCUUAUAUGCUUUGUAGUAUCCUAAUAUUACUAAAAUAGUGAUAAUAAAAUCCUCACAUCAAAA
Toxorhynchites rutilus septentrionalis is the source of this 1945-nucleotide messenger RNA. It is a transcript of the gene CCT4, whose product is annotated as T-complex protein 1 subunit delta. Lineage: Eukaryota; Metazoa; Arthropoda; Insecta; Diptera; Culicidae. The record is from RefSeq and is a predicted model, not a curated record. Gene Ontology annotation, biological process: protein folding. The coding region runs from base 178 to 1779 and encodes 533 amino acids. Gene Ontology annotation, molecular function: ATP-dependent protein folding chaperone; ATP hydrolysis activity; ATP binding. The transcript is spliced from 3 exons. Gene Ontology annotation, cellular component: chaperonin-containing T-complex.